AAGCAGGCAGGAGGAGAGAAGGAUGGCAGCAAUUUCAGAACAAAAUCCCAACCUUGAAACACGCAAACUCCAUACAGAUAGUUCUUUCCUGGAUCCAUCUCUUUCUUCAGAUAGUUCUUUCCUGGAUCUCUUUCGAGUUUCCACUCUUACCGGAGAAAGUUUUCCCUUGUGCUGGGAACAUCUCGAACUUUUUUUCCCAAGAAAGUCUGUGAAUUUUGGAUGUUGACGUGAGAAAUGGAGAGCGUGAUAAGUCAAGGGAGGUCUUUGGAGGAGACGCCAACAUGGUCAGUCGCAUCUGUCACGACGGUUAUGGUUUUCGUCUGCUUUAUCGUGGAAAGAUCCAUCCACCGAUUCGGCAAGUGGUUGAAGAAGACUAGGAGAAAGGCUCUAUCUGCUUCUUUGGAGAAAAUUAAGGAAGAGUUGAUGCUGCUUGGGCUCAUAUCCUUGUUACUGGGGCAAUGGGCAAGUUGGAUUUCUGGAAUAUGUGUGGAUUCAUCUCUUUUCAGCAGUCGGUUCUACGUUUGUUCUGAAGAGGACUAUGACAUGAGUGAGAAAUUCAUGUCCAUUAAAUCCUUCUCAUCAUCCAAUGAAACCAAUAUUCCUCCAAAGGGAAUCAACCAUGCCUUAUCUAACCAAUGUGGUGAGGGGCAUGAACCUUUUGUUUCAUAUGAAGGUCUUGAACAGCUUCAUCGUUUCUUGUUUGUUCUUGGCAUCACUUAUGUGAUGUAUAGUUGUGUUACUGUUGGUUUGGCUAUGAGUAAGAUUUACAGCUGGAGCAAAUGGGAAAACCAGGCUACCCUAGCACUUGAUGCAAAACUGCAAGCAAAGCUGAACAAGGUGAUGAAUCGACAAUCCACCUUUGUUUUACAUCAUGCAUCUCAUCCAUGGAGCAGGAGCCGGUUUCUAAUCUGGAUGCUUUGCUUCCUAAGACAGUUUAAAAGGUCAAUACAGAAGUCAGAUUAUUUAGCACUGCGAAUGGGUUUCAUCACUAAUCACAAGCUGCCACAUUCUUAUAACUUCCACAGGUAUAUGGUCCGAAGCAUGGAAGAGGAAUUCUAUGGAAUUGUGGGGAUCAGCUGGCCACUCUGGGGUUAUGCCAUACUAUGCAUUUUUAUUAACAUUCAUGGUUUGAAUAUCUAUUUCUGGCUUUCUUUUAUCCCUGUCAUUGUUGUCAUGUUGGUCGGAACAAAACUCCAGCAUGUCGUGUCAUUGUUAGCACUUGAGACCGUGGAACCAAAGGGGCAAGCUAUUGGAACUCAAGUCAAGCCACGCGAUGAUCUCUUCUGGUUUGGGAAACCAGAAAUAUUGUUACGGUUAAUCCAAUUGAUAUCAUUUCAGAAUGCCUUUGAGAUGGCAACAUUUAUAUGGUAUUGGUGGGGAUUUAAGCAGCGAUCAUGUUUGAUGAAGAACCAUGUAAUGAUUUGCAUCCGGUUGGUUUCUGGUGUUCUUGUUCAGUUCUGGUGUAGCUAUAGCACCGUACCUCUGAACGUACUUAUCACACAGAUGGGAUCAAAGUGCAAUAAAGCUGUGAUUGCUGAGAGUGUCCGGGUGUCGCUGCACAGUUGGUGUAAGAGGGUGAAGGAGAGGUCCAAACGCGACGCUCUGCAUUCAGUGACUAUGAGGUCUACGUGCUCCCUUGAAUCAAUGAUCGAUGAGAGGGAUGAGAUCAUCACUGUUGGAUCCGGGACCUUGUCAAGGUGCUCUUCUGCAGGCACACUUGAUCAUGUUGAAGUAAAUGCGACAGCUUCAACUGAACGCCAACAUGAAUUGUCCUUUCGGAUAACAGAAAAUCCAGGAAACUCCAUGGGAAAUGCCUCAUUGGAGGCUUUGCAAUAUGAAGAUGAAGGGGCCAAAGUUGAAACUCUUCUUGAUCUGUUUCAGAAGACAUGAAGAAGUGUCCAUAACCACCCACUAUUUACGAACGUUGGAGUUACUUACAGGAAAAAAAGAACGUCGGAGUUGUUUUCAACCACCCACCCUUUAUGACCGUUGGAAUUGUUUUGUAGGACUUUUGAAGUUUUGCUAUAUCCAUGUGAUAAUGGUGUAGUUUUCUUUCAUAUUGGCUCAAA
Molecule: messenger RNA, 2069 nt
Organism: Diospyros lotus (date-plum)
Lineage: Eukaryota; Viridiplantae; Streptophyta; Magnoliopsida; Ericales; Ebenaceae
Product: MLO-like protein 4
Exons: 15
Coding region: 235-1890 (551 amino acids)
Biological process (GO): defense response
Cellular component (GO): membrane
Source: RefSeq, a predicted model, not a curated record